AUGGUAACUGUAUUCAAUAUACUUUACAGAUUGCUGAGUCUAGAUGUAUCUUCUUUGGAAGAUGUGUACUGGUUGGAAGACUCGACGGCGCGGCAUGUGCUGGAAUCGAAGGACUUCGGCACGUGGACUGCGGCGCGACAGAGUCUGCCCACGGGCAAGGAAGCGCUGCAAACACUCAAGGCGGACCUCUGGACUGCUGUGGUUAAAAAUAGCAAACAUCCAGACGCGUGGACGUGGGGCGGCAUGCUGGUGGUGUCUGUGUCUGUGUGCGGGCUGGUGACGCUGGCGGCCAUGACGCAGCCCUCCCUCGCGCCAGAGGCCAAGCACUCGCUGCUGCAAUAUGUCACCGGGAAAUAUCUCUAUCCGUCCAGUUGCUCGGUGGAUUGGGGCUGGAAGGACCCGCAGGUGGUGGGUGAGACGAUGUGCUUCACAGUUUUCUGUUACCAGCGCAACGGACAACCUUACCCUAUUUGCGACACUGACGAGCUUACUGUCGUCAUUUCCCAUGGCACUAGAAAGAUAACGCCCGUGGUGGAGCUGGGCUCGGGCGACCCCGCGCAGGCGCACACCGCGCGCGUGCAGUUCACCGUGCGCGUCGCCGGCCUCUACACCAUCGCCGUCACCAUCGAUACUCCUUUUUACGGAGGCUCAUCUUGGGAUCUGCACGACGUUUGCGAUGACGUCUAA
Messenger RNA from Diatraea saccharalis (sugarcane borer), 687 nucleotides. The record is from the annotation of a GenBank genome assembly. Lineage: Eukaryota; Metazoa; Arthropoda; Insecta; Lepidoptera; Crambidae.